Schizophyllum commune H4-8 is the source of this 895-nucleotide messenger RNA. RefSeq lists its product as uncharacterized. The transcript is spliced from 3 exons. The record is from RefSeq and is a predicted model, not a curated record. Bases 283 to 723 code for a protein of 146 amino acids. NCBI's taxonomy places the organism in Eukaryota, Fungi, Basidiomycota, Agaricomycetes, Agaricales, Schizophyllaceae. Gene Ontology annotation, molecular function: RNA binding; structural constituent of ribosome. Gene Ontology annotation, cellular component: cytosolic small ribosomal subunit.
GUCGCCGUUCCUCAAGGUCCCCACGCAUAACCUUACCCUGUCAGUACGCGUUUCCGUUGCGUCGAGCGUUCCCCACCGAAUCCAUGCGUUUUUGUCCGGUUUUGCGCGCGUACGCGGCUGGAUGGGCGCGCGCACCCCGAGAUGACGAUCCCCUGGCCCUCCAAGAGACGAUGACCCGGACACCCUCCCCCUCGACUUGACGAUGAGUUGCGAUGCUGAUCGCGAUUUCCUUACCAACAGGCUCCCCACGAGCACGGCCCCCUCAAGACACCUCCGCCCAGCAUGAUCAUCAGCAAGCAAAACCGGCGCGUCAUCUACGAGAACCUCUUCAAGGAGGGCGUUCUCGUCGCGAAGAAGGACUACAACGCGCCGAAGCACGAGGACCUCGACGUCCCGAACCUGGAGGUGAUCAAGGCGCUGCAGAGCCUCACGUCAAAGGGCUAUGUCAAGACCCAGUUCUCAUGGCAGUGGUACUACUACACGCUCACCCCGGAGGGCGUCGAGUACCUCCGUGAAUGGCUCCACCUCCCCGCCGAGAUCGUCCCCGCCACGCACAAAAAGGCCGCCCGCCCGCCGCGCCCCGCGCAAGUCCGCCAGGGCGGCGAGGGCGCCUACCGUGCACCGCGCGGCGACCGCGACGACUACCGCAAGAAGGAGGGCGGCGCGCCGGGCGACUACCGCCCCGCCUUCGCUGGCGUCGGCCGCGGCGGUCCGAGGGAGUAGAUGCGCAGCGCCCUUCGUGGUGCGCGUGCAUAUGCAUGUUAUUAUUGAGGAAAAUAUGCGUUGUAUGAUCAUGCGUUCCAUCUACUUUCUAUGCCAUUCGUCAUACUCGCUGUCCGUUUGCCCCAGGGAUGUGAUUACUGCUCGAAGUAGACGACAUCGUUGCGGAACAUGG